CAAAGGAUAUAAAGACUGGAGACCCUCCGAUGGAUUGAAAACCUAAACAAUUACAAGAUGUUUCUGAACUUCGCAACAACUAGCUUCAUCGCGACCCUUCUUUCCUUCGCCGCCUCUGUCACGGCCCAUCCCACUGCCAAUCUCAUCCGAGAGCUAAAGGACUCCCCUGGAUUGGCUGACAGCAAUCAGGGAUUCGCUGGUGCGAUCCUCAAUGAAUCCACUAAUUAUGAUCUUGUUACCUCGAACUUUGUUAUUCCGGAAUUUCGCCCGGCCAAUUUGACCGCGGAUAGCUGCACUAUUCGUAUCUUCGCAUUUGUCGGUUUCUCAAUUAAUCCCAAUGGGACUGUUCAAGUCUUUGCACAGGCACCCAUUCCCCCGGUAGUAUCCUUCAAUGCCAGGGAUAUAGCUAGGAUAACUGUAGAAGUGUCGGACAACGGAUACAACGGAACUGUUGAGAAUUUAACCACUGGCCGCGCGGCGAAAGGAUACAUGCCUUCAGUUAUACCUCCUGUCUGUACCGCGGCAUCAUGGGGUAUCGAGGGGCCCAACUCUCAGUCUUUUGUGGGCAGUAUCAAUUUCUACAACACGUUCGCUCGUCACGAUCGCAAACACGGGGGGCUGGAAGUUGGUCCGAGGGGAGCGACCAUUCGAAACAUCGUUACACCUAACGGGACAAACCUUACUUACACUAACAUCACCUCUGCCUCAGAAAUAGCCAUCUCAUAUCUCUGAGGUUAAUUAUUCUGAUUGACUGAUGGAUUCUAUUGUUGGCUUGUCUGACACUGAUGUUCCAGGAACGGAGCUUGUUAAAACUUCGUUCCCCUUCCCCUCAGUUCCCAUUCACGAG
This is a messenger RNA of Cantharellus anzutake, 847 nucleotides long. RefSeq lists its product as uncharacterized. Bases 58 to 732 code for a protein of 224 amino acids. The record is from RefSeq and is a predicted model, not a curated record. Gene Ontology annotation, biological process: proteolysis. NCBI's taxonomy places the organism in Eukaryota, Fungi, Basidiomycota, Agaricomycetes, Cantharellales, Hydnaceae. The transcript has 4 exons. Gene Ontology annotation, molecular function: glutamic-type endopeptidase activity.